CCAGACUUCCCGCCCGCGUCCCCCGGCCUCCGGCGCUCGGGCCAGCUUCCUAUCGAUGGGAAACCGAGGCCAGGGAUAGCGGCGCCCCGAGCCGGGUUCCUGUGCGCGAGGCGAGGCCAGGUUACCAGCCCGCACCGCACAGUAGGACGAGUAGUUGUGGGUCAUCACACUGCCCUCAGGGCGACCGGGGGACGGGAGUGCUAAGUCCCCCGCCACGGACUGCAUCAAGCCCAUGAAGGUGGACAAGAGGUCGGGAAGCGGCGUGGCCAAGAUCCACAUCGAGGAUGACGGGAGUUAUUUCCAGGUCACUCCGGAUGGAGGGACUCGGAAGCUGGAAAAGGCCAAGAUCUCGCUGGAUGACUGCCUGGCAUGCAGUGGCUGUGUCACCUCGGCGGAGACCGUGCUCAUCACUCAGCAAAGCCACGAGGAGCUGCGGAAGGUUCUAGAUGCCAAUAAGAUGGCGGCCCCCGGCCAGCAGAGGCUGGUUGUCGUUUCCGUCUCGCCCCAGUCCAGGGCGUCGCUGGCUGCGCACUUCGAGCUGAACCCUGCAGACACCGCCAGAAAGCUGACUGCAUUCUUUAAGAAAAUCGGGGUGCACCGCGUGUUCGAUACCUCCUUCUCGAGGAACUUCAGUCUCCUUGAGAGCCAGCGGGAGUUUGUGCAGCGGUUCCGAGGACAGGCCGACUCUGCGCAGGCCCUGCCUGUGCUCACGUCCGUCUGCCCAGGUGCGUUCACGCUGCCGGCGAGGGUCAGGGGAAUGCUGGGUGGGCCCCCUCGAGGCCAGGACGGCCGCUCCGGCGGAAGGAGCUGGCCUGAGAGCUACCCAGGGUCACCGAGUUCCCCAAAACAGGGAUGUCAGACGCUGGACAGCAGAGUAGGGACAUUCUCUAACGGGACCAGAACCCCCCCGAACGCCCCAGAGUGGCAGGCCCCGCCCCGCCCAGCCGCCCCCCGUGUCGCCGCAGGCUGGGUCUGCUACGCCGAGAAGACCCACGGGAGCUUCCUCGUGCCCCACCUCAGCAGCGCGCGCUCCCCGCAGCAGGUCAUGGGCUCCCUGGUCAAGGACUUCUUCGCCCAGCAGCAGCAUUUGACACCCGACAGGAUCUACCACGUGACGGUGAUGCCCUGCUAUGACAAAAAGCUAGAAGCUUCCAGACCAGACUUUUUCAGCCAGGAGUACCAGACUCGUGACGUGGACUGCGUCAUCACCACAGGGGAAGUCUUGAAGCUGCUGGAAGAAGAAGGGGUCUCGCUCUCAGACCUGGAGCCAGCCCCCCUGGACAGCCUGUGCAGCAGUGUGUCUGCCCAGGAGCCCAGCAGCCAUCGGGGCGGGGGCUCAGGGGGCUACCUGGAGCACGUGUUCCAGCACGCAGCCCGCGAGCUCUUUGGAAUCCACGUGGACAAGGUCACCUACAGACCGCUGAGGAACAAGGACUUCCAGGAGGUGACCCUGGAGAAGGAGGGCCGCGUGGUGCUGCACUUCGCUGCGGCCUACGGCUUCCGCAACAUCCAGAACCUGGUGCAGAAGAUCAAGCGAGGGCGCUGCCCGUACCAUUACGUGGAGGUCAUGGCCUGCCCCACAGGCUGCUUGAAUGGCGGAGGCCAGCUCAAGGACCCCAGCACGCCCCGCAAGGAGCUCCUCCAGCGCGUGGAGACACUGUACAGCUCGGUCAGGACGCAGGCGCCGGAGGACGCGCCUGGCGUCCGGGAACUAUACAGGGCCUGGCUGCAGGGCGAGGGCUCGGAGCGCGCUGGCCGCCUGCUGCACACGAGCUACCACGCAGUGGAGAAGGCCAGCUCCGGCCUUGGCAUCAGGUGGUAGGAUGCCCAGCCGGGCCCGCCACAGCCCACACCAGGGUACGUGGGAAGGUCAUGUCCGGAGACUCCAGGGACCACCCCCAAACACGGACCUGAGCUGCAGGGAUGUGUGGAAUCCACACAGAAACGGGCCUCAGAUCCCACAGCCGGUACAGGUGACCUGCGUUCGCCCUGAGUGCCCACUGCAGGAGGUCAGACGGUCCGCAAGGUCCCAGAACCUCCCCACGGGCCCAGGUCGGCGAGCAGGGUCCUUGCCACUCCUGCCUUGUGGCCCAAGAGUGUGAGGGUUUCAGCCGGUCCAUGGGCGGUGGAAGGCCAAGCUCAAGUGGGAGUCCUCAUCCCAUUUCUGGGGUCAGCCCUGAAGCCAGGCCACGAAGGACAGUGAGGGGCUGCACCUGCCAGGCUGGGCACACGGCCUGCACGGCGGAGAGUGCUGGCGGGAGGGUGCCCAGCCCAUGACACCCCCUGCUGGAGCACAGUACCCACCCUGCCAGGCUGGGCACUGAGGAUGCCAGGCGUGGCCCUUGAGACGCGAGAGUGUGCGUCCUCUGGGCGGUGUUCCAGGCGGGAAGCAGACUUUGAGAGAGAACCCUGAGAUCAGGCACGAAGUCCCUUCUCCACGGCUGGGUCCCCACCCCUGGAAGAGGGGACAGAUCAGGCUGAGCCCCCCAGGCCUGUCCUCAUCGAGCCCCAAAUCCAAUAAAUGGAUCUCUCUCCAGA
Messenger RNA from Suricata suricatta (meerkat), 2538 nucleotides. RefSeq names its product cytosolic iron-sulfur assembly component 3 (gene CIAO3). The record is from RefSeq and is a predicted model, not a curated record. Bases 233 to 1822 code for a protein of 529 amino acids. Lineage: Eukaryota; Metazoa; Chordata; Mammalia; Carnivora; Herpestidae. Gene Ontology annotation, biological process: iron-sulfur cluster assembly. The transcript is spliced from 10 exons. Gene Ontology annotation, cellular component: cytosolic [4Fe-4S] assembly targeting complex. Gene Ontology annotation, molecular function: 4 iron, 4 sulfur cluster binding.